Messenger RNA from Vicia villosa (hairy vetch), 1113 nucleotides. RefSeq lists its product as uncharacterized. Bases 228 to 863 code for a protein of 211 amino acids. Lineage: Eukaryota; Viridiplantae; Streptophyta; Magnoliopsida; Fabales; Fabaceae. The transcript has 5 exons. The record is from RefSeq and is a predicted model, not a curated record.
ACAUACUUUUUUUUCUGUGAAGAAAAAUAAUUUAGUAACCUGCGUAAAAUGCACGUUGCUCGCAAGAAAGUGAAAAAGGAGAAAGCUCCUCGCUCUAUUUAGGGUUUCAAUUCCCAAAUUCAAACCCUCUCAACACCAACCGAUUCAAAUCGAUUCAGAAUCCCAAUUCCAAAACUUCUCAAAAACCGUUCUCUAGAAAAUAUUCAAAACCAUAGCUAGAACCAAAAAUGGUGACGGCAAAUCAAGAAAUGGUUGUUUACUGCUUCGACACCCUCGUUGCUCACUACAAUGGUGACCAACCUCCUCCUCCUUCCUUCGAGGACGGUCAACACCCUUUGUUCGUUACAUGGAAGAAAGUGGUAAAUGGUGGAGAGCCUCGUCUUCGUGGAUGCAUUGGUUCUCUAGAAGCACGUGGUUUGGUCAAAGGCUUCAGAGAUUAUGCGCUAACUAGCGCACUUAGGGACCGCAGGUUUCCACCUAUAGAGGCUAGGGAGCUUCCUCUUCUGGAGUGCACUGUCUCUAUUCUUACUAACUAUGAAACUGCUAAUGAUUACCUUGAUUGGGAGGUAGGCAAACAUGGUAUAAUUAUUGAAUUUUCUGACCCUGACUAUAACACCAGGCGAAGUGCUACAUACCUGCCUGAAGUGGCUGCCCAUGAAGGUUGGACUGUAAUAGAGGCCAUUGAUUCUUUGAUACGUAAAGCAGGUUGCAACAGUAGAAUCACGGAGUCACUCAGGAAGAGCAUACAUCUAACCAGAUACCAAAGCACCUUAUUUACUAUGCACUUUGGUGAAUAUGUUUCCUAUGUGAAACAGACAAGAGGUGAAGCUCCAUCCAUUGUUGGAGUAAAGUUGCCUAGCUAGUUAUUUUUCCAGACAGUUUUUAAUGCUUGCAUAGGUUUGAUUGUAAAAGAAGGAAUACAGUUUCCAAAAGAAAAAAAACUGCAAAUUUGUUUUUCUUAACUAAACCACUGUUACUAAUGCCAGCUCUUUACUUUCUUCAAAUUCAUUUGAUUUUGAAGAAAUUGAUUAUACAUACUGAACUCUGAUUCUGUGAACAUACUUGCUGUAUCAAUCAAUUCAGUAGCUUGGGAAAGCUGCAAUGUUGUUGGAC